This is a messenger RNA of Cygnus atratus (black swan), 5935 nucleotides long. It is a transcript of the gene DTL, whose product is annotated as denticleless E3 ubiquitin protein ligase homolog. Gene Ontology annotation, molecular function: protein binding; protein-macromolecule adaptor activity. The record is from RefSeq and is a predicted model, not a curated record. The transcript is spliced from 15 exons. Gene Ontology annotation, cellular component: nucleus. Gene Ontology annotation, biological process: proteasome-mediated ubiquitin-dependent protein catabolic process; mitotic G2 DNA damage checkpoint signaling. The coding region runs from base 60 to 2240 and encodes 726 amino acids. Lineage: Eukaryota; Metazoa; Chordata; Aves; Anseriformes; Anatidae.
CUUGGUGGCGGGAGUCGGUGCCGCUUGGCGGGAGGGCGCGCGCCUGGGUGCCGCUGGCCAUGCUGUGCCGGGCGCUGCUCCGCCGCGCCGCCGCCACCCCCUCCGUGCCACCCCGUCAGCCCUCGGCGCUUCCCCUCCAGCAUCUCCUCGACAGCUACCGGUGCCGCCGGGAAGAUGACCACCUCUCCUACGGGGAAACGGGCAUGCCGGUCCCUCCUUUCGGCUGCCGCUUCUCUGCAGCACCAAAUUUUGAACAUAUACUGGCAGUUGCAAAUGAAGAAGGAUUUGUUAGACUGUAUGAUACUGAAGCUCAAACUACCAGCAAAGUGAUCUUUAAGGAAUGGCAGGCUCAUUCAAAUGCUGUAUUUGACCUUGCCUGGGUACCAGGAGAACACAGGAUUGUCACUGCUUCAGGAGACCAGACAGCCAAGGUGUGGGAUGUGAGAGCUGGGGAGCUUCUUGGCAUAUGCAAAGGUCACCAGUGUAGCCUCAAGUCAGUUGCUUUCUCUAGAUUUGAGAAAGCUGUCUUCUGUACUGGAGGCAGAGAUGGAAACAUCAUGGUUUGGGAUACCAGAUGCAACAAGAAAGAUGGAUUUUAUAGGCAGGUGAAUCAAAUCAGUGGAGCACACAAUGUGGUUGACAAGCAGACUCCUUCCAAGCCCAAGAAGAAGAGGCAGAACCUAAGAGGUCUUGCUCCCCUGGUGGAUUUCCAACAGAGUGUAACUGUGGUGCUGCUUCAGGAUGAACAUACUCUUAUCUCUGCAGGAGCUGUUGACGGCGUGAUCAAAGUUUGGGACUUGCGCAAGAACUAUGCUGCUUACCGUCAGGAGCCGGUGCCUUUCAAGUCUUUCUGCUACCCCGGCACCAGUACUCGCAAACUGGGAUAUUCUAGUCUGGUUUUGGAUUCCACUGGUGCUAAUCUCUUUGCUAACUGCACUGAUGACAGUAUCUACAUGUUCAAUAUGACAAGUUUAAAGACCACUCCAGUGGCGGUUUUCAGCGGACACCAGAACUCUAGCUUUUACAUCAAAUCCAGUACUAGCCCAGAUGACCAGUUUCUGGUGAGCGGCUCGAGUGACUGCAACGCGUACAUCUGGAAGGUUUCUGAACCCAGCCUGCCUCCAAGGAUGCUUGUUGGUCAUUCUCAAGAGGUUACCUCCAUUGCUUGGUGUCCUUCAGACUUCACAAAGAUUGCCACGUGCUCUGAUGACAACACUGUGAGAAUUUGGCGCCUACAACAUUGUCUUGAGGAGGAGAAGUCAGCGUUCAGUAAAACCAACUUGGUGGGCUGGGUCACACAAAAGAAAACAGAACAACGUGGAGCAGGAUCACCAGCCAGCCUACAGAAUACUCCUGCCAAGGCUGUUACAGUGGGCAAUCCGUGCGUUUCCUCGCCACGUCCGGCUGCCUGUGCUCCCAGUUAUUCUGGAGACCUUCCUCUUUCUACAAACACUCUAACGGUCUCUCUCAAAACCCAAAUUGCUGCAGCCUGCACACCAGCAAAGCGCAGUGGAGCCAGCCCAUGCGAUUCUCACAAACCUGUGCCUUCCUCCAAAAUGUCCAUUAAACACUGGGUAACCAGGACUCCGUCGUCUUCUCCUCCAGAAGUGGGGAAAAAGGCUCUUUCUCCUAGAAAAGCCCUGGCAGAAGUCACACAAGGUCUCUUGGAAGCAUCUAGCACUCCUAAAGCACCACACUCACAGGUUGAAAAGCGUGUCAAGAGGAGGCUUGACUGCAGCAAGGAAGGCGACGUGAGACAGAAGUGUCUGCAGGCCUGCAGCUGUGUGACUGAACUGGACCAUGUGGCUAAGAAGUCCAAGCUGAAUUUAUGUCACUUGGCUGCAGAGCAGAAAGCUUGCGAUGAAGGCUCUCUAAGUCUGGCUGACAUGGAUAAUGAGCACGAAGGCUCUAGCCACAGCCCAAAAGAGCCUUCUCUUUCUGGAAGCCGUAUUAAUCCAUCCAACGUUCAAACUCCCCCUCUUCUUUUCCAAUCUCCUUGUGGAAAAGGCACGGAUGUAGUAGAUAAAGAGAAUAGUUCACCCGAACGAAAAAACUGGCUGUCUGCUCUGGGAGAGAAGCUACGGACUGGCAAAGCUGGCAGCCCCCCGUCAUCUUACAGUCCCAGUGCAAAACGACAGGAUGCUGCGGCAGUGGCCACCUCACCGAAAAAUGCUGUAACCACUCCAUCUUCCAUGAGGAAGAUCUGCACAUACUUCCACAGAAAGCCACAGAAUGACUGAAGCAGUGUGUGGCAGUUGCACCUGAUGGAUGUUGACACUGUAGUAUUGAGACCAGAUUUAGCAGCACUGCCAGAGCAAUGUACCGGGAUUACACAGUUUGUUUUCAGACCUCAGUAAACUUGGGUUUUUACUCUCCUCUUUUUAAAGCCAUUAACAUUUGAAAUCGGCCGAGCAUGGAAAAUUAUCAUAACACUUAGAGACUCAUGGUUUCUUAAUCACUUCAGCUGAUGGAUCUUAUUUUGUAAAGAAAACAGAGUAUUUUUUACAUGGCAACUGUUAUAUCCCAAAUUGAGCAACAGCUCUGCUGUGCAUUGUUGACAGGUACAUGAAGCUUGUCUUUCAAUGUUACUAAUCUGCUGUUGAAAUUUUCUCUGCUUGAGUACUGCGUGAAGCAUUGCACCCUCCAGAAAAGCAAGUGUUGUGUGUCAAGAAGCCUGUGCUGGAGGUAGAGCUGAGCCACUUCAUGGUGAAUGGCAUUUCCAGUUAUUCCUCUCAUACAGUAACAACAACCGAGCAAGGAAGUUAUGAAAGUGUAAAUAAAUGCAGAAGACUUUCAAAUGCCCUUGUAUCCACCUCCAUCCAAUGGCACAGCUGAUUAUAUUCCAAGAGGAGAGAGAGUAUAAUCAUGUACUUAAUACCUGUACUCCUCUUGCCACCCCCUUCCUUCUCCAAGUCUGAAAACUUCUGUAUUUACCAACUUAGCUGGCUUUUGGACCAUCAGCACUACAGCUGUUCAGACCAACAGCUUGUCACUUCUCCGACAUAAAAUAUUGGCAAGGUGUGUUACAAAAGUUAGUUUAAUCUAUCCCAAAUAGUGCUCCAUAACAGCUGGUUGCUCAGAAACUUCUUGCAGAUUCAGCCUGCAGCAAAGGCAUUAAUAACUGCUUGUAAAAUACCUUUAUAACACUUAUAAUACAGUAUUUAUAAAAUAAUACCUUGUGAAUUAGGGGGCACUUCACAUCUUAGAAAGCACUUCACAAUGUUUACAUAUUAAUGUUUUACAUGCUUUGCCAUCUGUAAGUCAUCACUGAUGCUGAUAGAACAAGGUCACUAGCUGGAAUGAGAUCACUGUCCUGCUGGCUAAUGAUAAUAACUCUGUGGUCAUGGUUUCCAGAGGGGUGGUUAGUAAAAGAUCUGUAUCUUAGAUUGGAGCAUUUACUCUGUCUUUUGGUAUGAUAGUUCCUAUGAACUGAAAUAAAUAGAUAGUACCUCAGAAUCCCUAUUAAGUCUUUAUAUUGCAAAAGUAUUGAGGUAUUUGAUGGGGAUGUGCUCCAACUAACUCAUGUUUUCUGUCUGAAAAUUUCAGACCUACUUUACAGCAUCAUUGAAUUACUAUGGUAGCUGAAAGGGAUUAGAAGAAAACAUGCUGGUUAGUAUUUUGCUGUGGAUUGUAUUUCGCAAGGAAGUAAAAUACAUGAAAGAACUGGCUUCUAUGAAAGGUCUCUUAUAGUUACAAAGCAAAAAUAAAUGGGUAAUGUAAUUUAAAGAAAAAAAAAAACACAACAGUAGUCAUCAUCAAGUUGAAGCUUUUAGCAGGAGCACUCAGGUAUGUGUAGGGACCAGAACAACUUCCUCUUCUUUAUUGAAUUACAAGCCAUCAUCCCAUGACCUUUGAGGAGAUGUCAUUAAGUUAGAAGAAAGUGGGGAAGGUAAUGUAGUGCUUUGGGCAUUUUUUGUAGUGAUCUUUUUAAAAAAAAUGGAUUUUUAAAUUGAUUAUUUGAAUAGAUAAUAUCUUGAGUAAAACAGGAAUAAAAAAUCUGUUAGUUUAAUAUUAACCUACUUCUGGAUAUUGAGCUGUAUAGGUGGAAGUAGCAGAAAUGUAACAAGGCAAUCUGGUAGUUUUGUGAUUGAAUUCUGUCUUAACUGUAAUUAAUAAGAGCGACUGCUUAGGGUUCAAACUGCCUUGCCUACAGCCAGUUUUCCAUAACAGGUUGCAGAAUAAGGAGAUAAGAACCCUCUUAAAGUAUAUGAGUGUCUUGUCAGCUAUUUCAACAGCAAUAGGAUUUCAUGUUCCACCAUAUCUUUCAUAAUAUUUUCCUCCUCCAGGAAUGUUCUACACUCAAAGUAUUAUCUCCUGUAUCUUGUAAAUGACUACCUAGAGAUGAUUUACACUAAAGAUUGUUCAUCCCAGUGGUAACCAUUAGUGGGGAUGGGAGAUUUUCACCUCCUAAAUAGUACCUGUUUAGCAGGAUAACUUGUUUUCUGGAACAUAGGCUGUAAUUCCUGUCACCUUAGGGUGCGGAAGCCUGGUUCAGAGCCUAGGAGAAGUAACUGAAGCUUAUAUUCUUCCAUGUCAAAGUGCCUUGAUCUUGUGACAGAGUCAUGAUAGCAGGAGCACCAAAUCACUGAUACAAAUCAUAUGUCAAGUGGUUUAAGGUAACGGGUGCUGUCUUUACCUGAGACACUUGCUGAACUAAGCACCAGGGGCUAUGCCUUCAAGGAACUGAGCUCUUAUUUUGAGCUAGCAAGCUAUAUCUCUGAAUCAUCUUUCCUUCUAAAGGACUGACAGAAAUUCUGUACUCCAUGGUUGCGAGAGAUCUUCUUUGGAGUUAUUAUUCCCCAAACCCCAUAUGUAUGUCGAGCCCACCUUAUGUAGGUUUUAUUUUGCAGGUUUUUCCACACAGAAGAUACUGCUUACUGAUGUCUUUCUCCUCAGUGUUUACCUUCUAAUUGCCAAGUGGGAUUUGGGAAUGACCAGGGCUGCUUAUGAUAGUACCCUUUCCAAUAGGUAUUACUAAUGCUGUGUUGAAAGUUAUGCCCUGCACUGCUCAGCUCUGAGCAGUCAACUAGUUUAGCUUACUAGCAGUUUUACAGGCUGGCAGUGGCUUUGAGCUAGCCUGACUUGGCAAAAGUAAAGAGGUAUUCCUGGCUUCUGUAGAGAUGCCUGGUCAGCUGGCUUUGGCAAGCAUUUCUUCUGGUAACAGCACCUACUUAAGAAUCUCUUGGGGAAGCUAACUACAAAGAAAACCAAAAAUUGAAUUGCCACAGUUCCCUGACUCGGUAGAUAGUUAUUCCAAAACCAUUGAGGGGAUGGAAGUGAAGAUCUGGGGACACCAUUGCCCACUAAGGGGACUGUUCCAUCAAACUAUUUCUUGAAGCGUAGAGUUGGUAACUUCUUGUCGGCCAGGGAUUGCUAAAGUCUUCCUUUGGCACAGCUGACCAUGGCUGAAAUCUGGAUUUCUUACCUUCAUACCACCCUGUAGACUGAUCUACAAAGGUUGAUGGAAAAUACACUAUUGUGCCGUAGAAAAAAGGUUCUAGGUGCUCUCUGUAUGUGGUAUAUAAUUUCUUAAUAAGCUUUGUUUAGAAAUAGAUGUUUUUGAGCUAGGAAUUUACCAAAAGUGUUUGGUAGCUGGCUAGAACUGUCCCAAUACUCAAGGGUUUAUAUGUAGGCCUUGCAUCCAGAAUGUCUUUUAAAGACAUCCCUCAAGAUCAAGUAUUAAGACUUUUUUUGUAGCCAAUACUGGUUUGGCAGUAAAUGGAAAACAGUGUUUGGACCAUCUUCAGGUCCAUGACAAUCAAAUUUCAUUCUUCCUUUCUGAAGCUGACCUAAACAGUUUUCCAAGUGAGUUGAAAUUAUCACACUGUGUUUCUCUACAUUUUGUUGGUAACAGUUAACCCAGUGGCUUGCAUUUUUUUAUUCUCUGUGACUCAUCUGUGACCCAGUCUACAAUAAAUAAAAUACAUUCUGCUCC